AUGACAGUGAGAGCUGUGAAGGAGCGGGCUGUAAAACUCCAGUUUGCUUGCUGGGAUGGUGACUGCCAGCUGCAAACACCUUGUCGAAUCCAGAAGUGCACCACCGAUUUUGUAUCCUUAACUUCACAUCUAAACUCAGCUCUUGAGGGCUUUGAUUUGGAGUUCUGCAAGGCCCUGCGAGCGUACUCUGCCUGUACCUAUCGCAAUUCCAAAGUAUGCCGUGGAAACCUAGUCUACCAUUCUGCAGUGCUUGGGAUCAGCGACCUCAUGAGCCAGAGAAACUGUUCCAAAGAUGGACCCACAUCCUCCACCAACCCUGAAGUGACCCAUGAUCCCUGCAAUUACAGUGGCCACACAGAAGCCAGAGAACAUCAGGGAGGGGAGAAGACUCAUCCUACUACUUACCUAUUUUGUGGCUUGUUUGGUGAUCCUCAUCUGAGGACUUUUAAGGAUCACUUCCAGACAUGCAAGGUGGAAGGUGCUUGGCCCCUCAUAGACAAUAACUACUUAUCAGUGCAAGUGACCAAUGUGCCUGUGGUCCCAGGAUCCAGCGCUACUGCUACAAAUAAGAUAACUAUUAUCUUUAAAUCAUACCAAGACUGUACAGAUCAGAAAGUAUAUCAAGCAGUGACUGAUGACUUGCCUGCAGCUUUUGUUGAUGGUACAACAAGUGGAGGUGAUGGGAACACCAAGAGCUUGCGAAUUGUGGAGAAAGUCAGUGGCAAAUAUGUCGAAAUGCAUGCCAAGUACAUUGGGACCACGGUGUAUAUACGCCAGCUUGGGCACUACUUAACAUUGGCCAUUCGCAUGCCUCAAGAGUUGGUCAUGGCCUACGAGGAGAGCCAGGAUCUGCAGCUGUGUGUGAACGGUUGCCCUUCAACUGAACGUAUUGAUGAUAGUGGCCACUUACCAUUGCCUGUGAUGGGGCAGUUGCUCCCUCAGGGUGGUGCUGCUCAUCCCUGGUCAGUGUACACGCUGGAAACUGCCACCACCAAAUGCCAUGAGAAGAUGCUGGUGAAGGACAUCUAUUUUUACUCAUGUGUAUUUGACCUGCUCACCACUGGUGACGCUAACUUCACGGCUGCUGCUCACAGUGCCUUGCAGGAUGUGGAGGCACUGCACCCCAGAAAAGAGCACUGGCAUAUCUUUCCCAGCAAUGGAGGUGGUGGUGUGGGCAAGGGUAGCAAAUUCUUUGUUGGUCUUGGACUUGUGUGCUUGAUCCUUCUUGUGUUUUUGUAGGUUUUGUUGUCUAUAACAAAGUUUUGAAAUAUAUAUUGUCAUAAUAUAUUGAGUAAAGAUGAGUAUAUAUGUAUAUAUCAUGUAUAUGAAGGGGUGUUUUGUCUUGGGACACCUACCAGAUUGUACAUAUUGUGUUAACUGUUUUCGUGUAUGUUUGAUGUAGUAUUCUUUGUACCUAUUUGUUCUGCAGUUGGUGAAAUGUUUUAUAAUGUCCCUGCAUUGGGACCUGAUAGAAAGCACUUUAUUUUUUAUAUAUUAAAUAUUUAUGUGUGUAUCUGAGUAACUAUGUAUUAUACCUACAUAAACGUGCAUACAAUACUCAGUGUUCCCUCUAAGUACUACUUGGUUUAACCGAUUUUUUUAAUUGGAUUAGUUUGUGGUUUUUUUCUAUCAUUUCUCUUACUCUAGAGACAGCAUGUCUCUUGUCCUGUAAUGACAUUGGUGAUUUGCUGGGUUCACUAGUUAAAAUUAUUAAGAAUGGAGUUGUAUUCUGUCCCUCAAACAAAUGGCCAUCCCUUCUUUGGAGGGAGAGAGUGAAGUGCUUCCCAUUAGC
Messenger RNA from Aptenodytes forsteri (emperor penguin), 1792 nucleotides. It is a transcript of the gene RGMB, whose product is annotated as repulsive guidance molecule family member b. Gene Ontology annotation, cellular component: plasma membrane. The record is from RefSeq and is a predicted model, not a curated record. Lineage: Eukaryota; Metazoa; Chordata; Aves; Sphenisciformes; Spheniscidae. The transcript has 3 exons. Gene Ontology annotation, biological process: BMP signaling pathway. The coding region runs from base 1 to 1239 and encodes 412 amino acids. Gene Ontology annotation, molecular function: coreceptor activity.